Messenger RNA from Danaus chrysippus (African queen), 810 nucleotides. The record is from the annotation of a GenBank genome assembly. NCBI's taxonomy places the organism in Eukaryota, Metazoa, Arthropoda, Insecta, Lepidoptera, Nymphalidae.
AUGGAUGCGUUGUGGGUUGCGUGUGCGUCUAGAGCGGCUAGAGAUAGCCGCGGGUCAGCGACCGAGGCGAGGCCGACGCCCGCUGACUUACUGAGCGGGCCUAGGUGUCGUUGUUCAUGGAACAGCGAGGGCGAGCGCGGUCGUCUCAAGAUCAAGGUCGCUCGGCAGACGCGCGGCAAGGUCACAUGUACACCCCCCCCCCCGCGCCUCAUCCCCACCCCGCCCCCCUCCCGUCUCCGUGCACAAAUAUUUGCGAGCGUCUGUCCUCCGCGACCGAUACGCCGAGAAAGAGCGUCUGAGUUUGCUCGUUCGAUUAUAGGAAGAUCAGCGGCCGUGACCAUUAUAUCGAACGACGCUUGGCUGCAGCAGCCUGGUUUACUGUCUUACUUACUAAGAAACGGACAAUACGACACCUGUGAUGAAUUACAAUGCGGUUAUACAAACAAGAAGUUUAUUGUUUAUAGAAUGGUCUGUCUCUGUCGGCUUGUAACUCAACCACUUGCCCUUGCUAUUCGUCCACAGUAUGUAAUGGGUCAUAACAAUCUAGUUAUGAAUCAGCCAGGAACUGAUUGCUGGAUCCUCUCAAUGCUGAUGAUUCAGUCCAGCAGAUGUUUAUUGCACAGCAGAUGGAGUGUUGAUGCUCAGAUGGUUAGAGGAGAUGCGAGCGAGUGUGGGAGGGACAUGACUACCGAAUAUUUUUUGCACGGCAAGGUCGAGGUCAUAUCGCUUGAUUUCCUAGAUCAGGCCGACCUCGCAACCGUCUACUAUCCAGACGUCAGAACCACUGUGGUUCUUUGCUAUUAUAAGUAA